UUUGGUGAUGCUAAAUUUAGUAGCUCUAUGAAAGGAAAACUUCCUGCUCCUACUAGACAGAUAACGGAUGCAAUUAAGAAAAUUCAAACAUGUAACCAUUGUAAAAAUCAAAACUUAACUAAUAUUACUACAACCAAAUCGAAGCGUGAACUUCAUGCUGUACUCAAGUGUAACUCUUGCAGUACGGUAUGGAAUCGUGACGUGAUGGCUGCUAAAAACAUAAACUACAUUUUUACAUACAUGUCACAACAUAAAAAUAAAAGACCUCGUGAAUUUCAAAGAUCUUCUUAAAUAUAUACGAUCUCUAUAACGGUUUCG
This is a messenger RNA of Cokeromyces recurvatus, 318 nucleotides long. RefSeq lists its product as uncharacterized. NCBI's taxonomy places the organism in Eukaryota, Fungi, Mucoromycota, Mucoromycetes, Mucorales, Mucoraceae. Bases 28 to 291 code for a protein of 87 amino acids. The transcript has 2 exons. The record is from RefSeq and is a predicted model, not a curated record.